UGAGUUGGUGGGAGACAGAUGGAGGACAGCGACUCGUAAAGCCGUUAACGCCGACGCACGAGCGAGUGUGAAGAGACCGAGGAUGCAACAAAGACAGCCCGUGGAGGCGCACGAUGUCCGGGCCUGAACUGGAGACGUUUGUUGGGACUGUCACAGUUUCAGUGCGCGGUCGCAACAAAGCGAAAAGCGCACCCAGGACCCCCCCGCCGAUGAAAAGGGAGUUGAAUUGACAAUCGACGCGCUGUUAGAAAGAAAAAAAAAGGCAAUUAUUAAAUGUUCCCAAAAUAUAGUCUGCCGUCUUGACAACAAUGACCCGUUUGGACUGCGGGGUUCACGCUCUUGGACGCGGAGUCUCUCCCCUUCGCCUCUUCAUCGCACUUCUGACGGUCCUGGGACACUGCAACACCUCUGGACUAUCACAAGAACCAGAGAGAUUUCUGCAGGAUCUGCCCCAGUAUGAAGUGGUUCACCCCACCAGAGUGGAUGCCAGAGGUCACUUCCUGUCCAACUUCCUGUCUCACCAUGCUCGCCGUGUACAGCGGCGGGAAGCCUCCGAGGGACCGGCGGACAUGGAUCGGGUUUUCUACCAGCUGUGGCACGGCGGCCACAGUUUGCACUUUAACCUCACCCUCAACCCACACCUGCUGGCUCCGGGCUUCCUGACGGAGAGGAGGUAUGGCGGCCUGGAUGGGGCCCAGAUCCGCCCCGCCGGGUCCUCCCGGUGCUAUUUCUUAGGUGAGGUGUGGGGUGAGGCCGUCGGCAAAGGAAGCGCAGCCAUAAGCACCUGCGAUGGACUGACGGGACUGUUCAAGUUGUCCGGUGAAGAGUUCUUCAUUCGCCCUCUGGAGAAGUCGAGCGACGACGACGCCUCGGCGCCUCACUCCCACGCCAUCUACAAACGCCAAGCGUCCCCUCCCCCCUGGAGUCCGGUGGUACCGCCCGUCUCAGGGAAACAACCGCUCAACGGUACCUGUGGAAUCACGAAUUCCCAUCAAGGUUUCGAGGACGUUGAGAGGCAGCGGGAGCGGUGGGAGCACCGGCAGCAGAGACGAAGGAAGAGAAUCCGUCAGCGCUCGGUCAGCAAAGAGAAGUGGGUGGAAACGCUGGUGGUGGCCGACCCCAAGAUGGUGGAGCAUCACGGGAGCAAAGCUGUGGAAAGUUACGUCCUGGCUGUCAUGAACAUUGUGGCGGGUCUGUUCCGAGAUCCCAGUAUUGGAAACGCAAUCAACAUUGUGGUUGUUCGACUCGUCCUACUGGAGCAGGAUGAGGAUGACUUAAAGAUCACGCACCAUGCCGACAACAGCCUCCACAGCUUCUGUAAGUGGCAGAAGAAACUCAACAUGAAAGGAGAGGAGCACCCGCUGCACCACGACGUCGCGGUUCUGCUCACCAGGAAGGACAUCUGUGCAGCCGUCAACAUGCCGUGUGAGACGCUGGGUCUGUCCCAUGUGGCAGGAAUGUGCCAGUCGCAUCGCAGCUGCAGCAUCAGCGAAGACACCGGCCUCCCGUUGGCCUUCACUGUCGCGCACGAGCUGGGACACAACUUUGGGAUUCAGCAUGAUGGCAACGGUAAUGACUGUGAACCAAUUGGGAAACGACCUUUCGUCAUGUCUCCACAGCUCCUGUACGGCACCUCCCUGCCCAGGUGGUCACGCUGCAGUCGCCAGUACAUCACCCGCUUCCUCGAUCGCGGCUGGGGCUGGUGCCUCGACGAUGUCCCCGUGAAGGAUCAGCGCUCUCUGGACUCGGUGCUCCCCGGGGUUCUGUACAGCUCUGUCCAUCAGUGUCGGCUGCAGUACGGAUCCGGGUCCGUGCUCUGCGACGACGUGGACAAUGUGUGCAGCACGCUGUGGUGCACUGUGGGAACAACCUGCCACUCAAAGCUGGACGGGGCCGUGGACGGGACCAGUUGUGGGGAGGACAAGUGGUGUUUCAGUGGAGAGUGUGUGGCAGUUGGAUAUCAGCCAGAGGGCGUGAGCGGUGGCUGGGCUUCGUGGAGCGAGUGGUCGGCCUGUUCGAGGACGUGUGGGGUCGGAGUCCGGAGUGCCCACAGAGACUGUGACAACCCGGUGCCGAUGCACCGAGGGAAGUAUUGUUUGGGAGAGAGACGGAGGUACAAGAUCUGCAACACCACACCGUGUGCUCGCGACCUGCCCACCUUCAGAGACAUCCAGUGUGGUCACUUCGACACCGUGCCGUACAAGGGCAGGUUCUACAAGUGGGAAGCAGUCAUCAACAGAGUCAGCCCUUGUGAGCUGCACUGCCGUCCACUGGCUGAACAUUUUUCUGACAAGCUGCAGGAGAACGUCGCUGACGGGACGCCGUGCUACCAAGGCAACACAAGCAGAGAUGUGUGCGUGAACGGCAUCUGUAAGAAUUUAGGCUGUGACUAUGUGAUCGACUCCAGUGCUGUGGAGGAUCGCUGUGGGGUGUGUCACGGUAACGGCUCUACCUGUACAACUGUGAGGAGAACAUUUGAGGAGACCCAAGGACUCGGCUAUGUCGACAUUGGGCUGAUCCCAGAGGCAGCCUGGGACAUCCGCAUCGAGGAAGUGGCGGAAGCUGGGAAUUUCUUGGCGCUACGAAGUGACAACCUCGAGAAGUAUUUUCUGAACGGUGGCUGGACGAUUCAGUGGAACGGCGAGUACAAGGCAGCCGGGACGGUAUUCACCUACAAGAGGACAGGACACCUGGAGAACCUGACGUCUCCGGGGCCCACCAUGGAGCCACUGUGGAUUCAGCUUCUCUUUCAGGAGAGCAAUCCAGGAGUGCGGUACGAGUACACAAUUAGUCGAAACGUCUCGGAGAACAACAUCUCUGCGUCCGUUUUCUUCUGGAAAUAUGGUUCAUGGACUGAAUGCAGUGUGACCUGUGGAACGGGUGUUCAGAGGCAGAUUGUUCACUGUGUGGAAAAGACAACCGGCAUCGUGGAGGAGCACUUCUGUGAUCCUUUAACGCGGCCUGACGAUAACCAAACCAGUUGUAGCAAGGCUCCAUGUCCGGCUAUUUGGUGGGUUGGGGAGUGGCACAAAUGCUCGGCGAGCUGUGGGAGCUCGGGCCUGACUAAGAGGGCGGUGCUCUGCACCCGGGCAGUGAGUGCCGUGGAGCAGGAAGCCCUGCAGCCCGGUGAAUGUCAACACAUCCCCAGACCCGAGUCCCUAUCCUCCUGCAACACACACAUCCCCUGCCCGGCAGACUGGACCACGGGCAGCUGGUCGAAGUGUUCGCUGACUUGUGGAAGCGGAGCGCGUCGCCGCAACGUCACCUGCUCCAGGAACACGGGCGUCGAUUGCGACCCCCAGAAGAAGCCCCUUGCCGUGACUCCCUGCUACGCCCAGGACUGUCCACAAGUGGUGGAUAAUUUCGGAGGCUUCGACUGGUCUGGAAGCGGCUGGUCGAGCAAAGAAGUGCUCAAUGAAAUCGUCUCCAUACCUGAAGUCAAACCGCCUCCCAAACACAGCACCACCAGAGCCCAGCCCAGAAGUAGUGAUAAUCACGUCAACAACGUCGUCGAGGGAGAUUUUCACUAUCACAAUAACCUUGAAAAUGUCGACCGCUCUCCGGAAAACAGUGUUCAAGUCGACGAUUUUUACUACGACUACAAUUUCAUCAACUUCCACGAAGACUUGUCGGAUGACUUUGACGGCGAUGGGAAAGCGGAGGCCGAGCCAACCGGCGGAGCGAAAGAAAGUGCAACUACAAAAGCUCCUUCGGACAUUUUUACAUUUCCAAAGGCCACCGCCUACACUUUGGAGACUGAAGAGACUCGGAACACAAAUCUGGAUAACGCAAAGGACAAUGGCGACGCAGCAACAAAAGAGUCGAUGCAAACAAAUUCAGAAGAUUUGAAUGACCUUCUGUCUGAGGAUUAUCUCCUGCCGGUGUCUACCACUCGCUCGCCGCCGUUGUCGACGUCUGAUUCGGGAACGCCGAAAGAGAGACGCGAGGAGGACGUGUCGUGGCCCGAAAACCGGAGCACGACGUCUCGCCUGGUUUCCACAACAGAGGAGCCGACUACACGCGGUGUGAAAUGGGAGCAAUAUGGAAAGGAGGCUAAAAAUAACGAUGAGAUUUUCACUGAGGAUGUCGCCGUGACUCCUAAACACGACGCCUCCACCCCCGCACGCCGCACCGACAACGCCACUGUCGUUACGACCGCUAGUGCUCGGGAGACAGAGGGGGAGCGCGGUGAUUACAGCUACAAUGAAAAUGUCACGCUCGGCCCGGAUAUCUCUGCAGACCAGGAAGACGUAGAGAGUUCAGAACCUGUUGGCUCUCCCACGCCAGCGACUAUAAUUCAGGUUCAGACUGAAGUCCAGCUGGAAAAGAGUGCUUCAAAAAUACCUCAAACAACCAGUCAAUCAACAACCGCCUUCACAUUGGAGGAUCUGGACUUGGAUAAGACUAAUUUGAAUACAGUUUACGCCACUAGCGAGUGUAAUUCAUGGGAUACAGACCUUGACCUCGGCACGACCUCACUUCCGGCCUCCGAGGCAUCCACUCCUCUCCCCGUUCCCUUUCCACUGAACUCAGGCAACCGAGAGGCCUCCGAUGACUCCACGCCGUUAACUGGAACAGAAAUCCUACCACCCACAAACCUAGAGGGAGCCGCUCCGCCUGCUCCAGCUGAUUACCUGCCAGCGACGGGGAAACGGAUACCGACACGACCCCCAUUCACCGAAAGAACUGGAACGCGUUCCGCGUCUCAGGCGCCAUCGCCCGAUUCGGCCGAUUUCGACUACAACGAAAUAGUCGUUCUCCCGAUUGCGAGGAGCGGCAGCACUGAUCCGAGCCCCUCGCACCAGCUUCCGACUGACGUGGCCACCGCUCCUCAGCAUGGCACAGCACCAGGACAACGCAUGGAAGCGCCCACACCCGCUGGGCCCAUUUUGCCAACCGGUCCACCCGUUCUGUGGCCGCUUCCGGUGGCGACGUCCGCCCCGAUGUCAGCCUCCACGCGAGUCACUUCCGCUGCCUUCUGGGUCACCGGCAACUGGAGCGCUUGCUCCACCAGCUGUGGUCUGGGUGCCAUCUGGAGGACUCUGGCUUGUCACACUGGCCUCGACUCCGACUGCGAUCCUGCCAAGAGGCCCGCGCCAGCCCAGCGAUGUUACCUGCGUCCCUGCUCCACAUGGAAAGUAGAGGCAUGGACUAAGUGUUCCAAGAAUUGUGAAGGCGGCUUUAAAUCACGAGAGGUUCAGUGUUUCGACUUGCGGGACCAAAGGCCCCUCCGACCUUUCCACUGCCGGGCCAUGUCCUCCAGGCCGCACAGCCAAAUUACAUGUAACCUUCAGCCAUGCCUCGACUGGUACACCUCCUCCUGGGGGCAGUGCUCUGAGGUGUGUGGGGGAGGUGAGCAGCAGCGUAUGGUAACCUGUCCAGAGGAAGAACAAUGCGACGAGGACCUCCAGCCCAGCAACAUCCAAUCAUGCAAUAGCCAGCCAUGUGCUCAGUGGCUUACUGGAUCCUGGGGACAGUGUUCGGCUCAUUGCGGCGGCGGAGUUGAGCACCGACUCAUCAAAUGCGUGAACACAAAGGCUGAGACGGAGGAGGAGGUGGAUCAAGCUCAAUGUGGCCAUGAACGGCACCCUGAGAGCACCCAGAAGUGUAACCUACAGGAGUGCGAGAGCGCCCCCUCUGGAGCGCUUUGCCUUCGCGACCGGCUCACGUUUCGUUUCUGUCAGACGCUGCGCUGGCUCGGCCGAUGCCACUUGCCCAACGUACGAGCUCAGUGCUGCAGGACCUGCAGCCAGCGCUCCCGUUCCAGCCGCUGAGCUGCAGCAAAGUCACCGCUCAUCAUCAAGGAACACUGAUGGGGGGAGAGGGGGGGAAGAAAAGUCCACCUUUUUUAAGUCAACAAUCUGAGCCGUUUUUUUUUCUUUUUUCUUUCUUUCACCACUACAGACUAAUUAGAAAUUAGUCCAACUCCAAACGCUGCAUGUUUGUGCCGGGAGGUGUUAAUAUACAGGUCUGACAAAAUAACAAAGCAGCACCUCUAUCUAUCUAUCUAUCUCUCUCUCUCUCUCAGCAAAAUAAUGAGAAUGUAAAUAUUUGUUUGUCGUUUUUUUAUAUGAGUUGGUAAAAGAUGUGGCGCGACAUAAGGGCUUUUCUACCGAUGUAGUCGGCUUACAAAUGCAUUAUUACACAUGUAGAUAAAUCACUCAUUAACCUUCACGGUUGGUACAAUGCUUUCAUUUGAUUGACAGCAGCAGAAAUUGAACAGAUUAAAACAGACAGGUAAGCCUAAACAAUGUUGCAAUGUGUUUUAUUUUUUAUAAUGUGGUACAAAUGUUGUGAAGCAAAAAGAUUAGUGGUGCAUAAAUGCCUCAUGUGAUACUUAGAAAUAAUUGACCGUUUGCUCCUCGCCCCCUUAGUUACUGUUGCUACACCUGUCAAAGCUUGUUGACCUUCUCGGCUUUACCAUUUAAAUUGCAGUAACACUGACGAAGCAGCAGGAAGCCUCUGUGUUGUAAAAGGCUUCUUUGUUGCUUUUGAACAUUGACUCUCUUUUCCUCCAGCAUCUGUACACACGAACCACAUGGGAAACCAGAUGCAGAUUCAUAAUUUACUUUUAAUGUGUAUAAAAAUAUAUAUAUAUAUUACACGUGCCUUAUAUAUAAUGUAUAAAGGGCUAUUUCUUUUGUGUUAUAAAGUACUUAAGUUUACAGGUUAACGCUGGGAACAUGAAAUGUAAGUAAGGUUCAUAUGCUUCCUUCAGUCAGAUGUCUCAAAUUCUCAGGAUUCAAUUACUCAUACGAUAGGCCCCGCCCUCAUUGGUUACCGACCAGUAUAGCAGCUAAAAGGGCACCUGAAGGCUCUUUCUCAGCUCUUCUCCUAAUUGGCUUCAGCAAGAGUUUGAUUGACAAGCGGUUCAUGCGACCACUUCCCUCCCCCUUCUCCAAACAGUCGGCUCUGUUUAUUGAAACCAUCUGGCGGCUAAGGUUCGCUCUUUUGGGCCCCACUGAGGUAGAUCUGGGUGUUGUUGUUUUUUAUAUAUGAGCCACUUAGUAAACUUUCCUCUGAAAAAUGGAAUUCCAUUUACGAACAUAUUGCAGGGAUUACGCAAGCAGUUUCACUUUUGAUUUCCUCUCAAUUUAGUUUAGUUAGACUUUAUUUCUGCUCCUUUUUUCUGUUUUUAGAGAUGUACCGAUGGUCGAUUUCCAAGCACAGAAUCAAGACUCUAGCCAAACGAUCUCGUAGCACAAUCCCACUGUAAAGUUCAUAGAAAU
Messenger RNA from Cyclopterus lumpus (lumpfish), 7229 nucleotides. Its product is annotated as A disintegrin and metalloproteinase with thrombospondin motifs 7. Gene Ontology annotation, biological process: extracellular matrix organization; proteolysis. Gene Ontology annotation, molecular function: metalloendopeptidase activity. Gene Ontology annotation, cellular component: extracellular matrix. Bases 309 to 5774 code for a protein of 1821 amino acids. The transcript has 24 exons. The record is from RefSeq and is a predicted model, not a curated record. Lineage: Eukaryota; Metazoa; Chordata; Actinopteri; Perciformes; Cyclopteridae.